This is a messenger RNA of Fraxinus pennsylvanica, 438 nucleotides long. The record is from the annotation of a GenBank genome assembly. Lineage: Eukaryota; Viridiplantae; Streptophyta; Magnoliopsida; Lamiales; Oleaceae.
AUGCUGAAUUUUUUUCAGUGGUCAGGCUUCACUCCAAAGUUCCGAAGUGGAGGGAAGAAGCUGAGCCCAAUUCUCCUUUCCGAUCAGCCAAGGUUCAUGUCUGAGCUUGACAUCCAAGUCCCUAUCCCAUUUGAUCCUUUUGCUGAGGGGAAUGCUGAAGACUCAGGUGCUGGGUCGAAAGAAUAUGUGCAUAUCCGCGUACAGCAGCGCAAUGGUAGAAAAAGCCUGACAACUGUCCAGGGUUUGAAGAAAGAGUUCAGCUACAAUAAAAUACUUAAGGACCUUAAGAAGGAGUUUUGCUGCAAUGGAACUGUUGUCCAGGAUCCCGAGCUGGGCAAGGUUAUACAACUUCAAGGUGAUCAGCGGAAGAAUGUUUCAUCCUUCCUUAUUCAGGCUGGCAUUGUGAAGAAGGAGAACAUCAAAAUCCAUGGGUUUUAG